AAGGUCAUGUCACAAGUGAUAAAGUGUUCUAGACUCCUACCAAAUGCAUGUCGGCUGAUACCCAGAUACACCUCCACAUCGUCACAUGUUAACACCACUGCUGAACAGGCUGAGAAUGCAGGGAAUUCAAAGUAUUUGUUCGGGACAGCAGCUGCUUUCGGGACAGCCUGUUUGUUCGGGAUCAGUGCUUUUGCUAAGGAGAUAGAAGAUGAAGAUGACGAAGAAGAAGAUGAUGAAGAGGACGAAGAAGAGGAAGAGUACGACGAAGAGGAGGAGGAAAUGAGCGCAAUGAUAGAAGCUUCCCUUUCUGAAGCUCUUGAGUUACCAACUGCAGAUGGCAAAUAUGAAAAGUGGGCAGCUGCACAACAGAGAUACCUUUUGCUGAGUGAAGCAAAACGAGCUGCUAUUGAUUUGAGAGACGUUACUGCGGAAGAGCUAGCAGAAUGUGACAGUCUCUACGACGCUGGUAAACUGACAGACUGUGAGGACAAGCUUGUUGAGUUAAACACUGUCAGUCCGGGUAAUGAUGAGGUUCUCUGGAGACUUGCCAGAAUUAAGUGGAUUUACGGUAAAGGAUACCAGUCCAAUCACCAACACAAGGUAUUCCACGUGGCCCACGCUAUGGCAUGUGAAGCCGCAGAGAUAAACCCCGACAACGGUAACGCUCAUCGCUGGAUCGCAGUACUCGGACAUUUCAGGGCUGAAAAAGAGGGGAUCAAAGCGGGUGUUCUUAACAUGGAAGCAAUGAAGUACCAUCUUGACCGAGCAAUUGAAUGUAAUCCCGAUGACAACAUUGCGUGGACCCUAUUGGGACACUGGUAUAUGGAGCUGGCAGACAUGACACGACUGCAGCGACGUUGGAGUCGGAUGUUUGCUAAAGUGGACCCACCAGCGGGGAGUUAUAAAAAGGCUCUGGCCUGCUUUGUAAAGUCAGACUCCAUCGAGCCUUGGGUCCAAAACACGAUGCACAUUGCCAAAGCACACUUGAGACUCCGUAACAAAGAGAAAGCCAUCGAAAUGUUCCAAAGGAUAAGAGAUGAAACAGUGAUAGCAUCAUGUGAGGAUUAUAGAAUGAGGAAGGAAGCUCGGAUUUACAUUCACAAGUUAACGGACCCUAGUUUAUAUAGUAAACUUAUGAGUAUAAUUUACGACGGAUACUUGGAAAGUUACCGAAUACCUCUCGUUAUGAGGGACACACAGUCGCAGUAUAUACACGGUGACGCUCACUACUACAUGAUCACGGGAAAAGAAUACACUGUGUGAUGAGAUGAUUGGACGGACUUUGAUAGUACAAUUAAUGGUUAAUUGGACUAUAAGUUAAUCUGUUAAUUGAUAGGUCUGAUGAACUUUGAUGGUCACUGUAGCUGUGGUAGUACAUAUGAAUCACCCUGAGGAGGUUUUCAAUAAAUUGAUAUUGUAGAUGCUUAAGAGAAAUACUAUCACGUUUUUUCGAGAAGCCACAAUCGACAAGAUAUUUUAUUGAAUUGGCUUUGUCAAUAGCCAAGGUCUUUAAAAUAGGAAAUAUCAAUUUUUUGAACUUCAUUUUUAGUUUCCUUUGAAUAAUCGUUAGAUUUUUUCAUUAAAUACCGCUUGCCAAAUACCGCUUAAAUACAAUUUUUGAGAGGAUAAGAUGGGAGAAAUGUAUCAGUUUUCUAGUAAAUCCCUGUUUAUUGUCGGUUUUCUAAUUUAUGCAUAUCCUUAUAAAGUCUAACUUAUUUUAAGUUUUGUAUUGUCACUCAA
Bolinopsis microptera is the source of this 1740-nucleotide messenger RNA. RefSeq names its product regulator of microtubule dynamics protein 1-like. Lineage: Eukaryota; Metazoa; Ctenophora; Tentaculata; Lobata; Bolinopsidae. The transcript is spliced from 11 exons. Gene Ontology annotation, cellular component: mitochondrion; cytoplasm; spindle microtubule. The record is from RefSeq and is a predicted model, not a curated record. Gene Ontology annotation, molecular function: microtubule binding. The coding region runs from base 7 to 1263 and encodes 418 amino acids.